AGCAGACAGCUUGAGGGAGAGCGAGAGGGUUUUAGAGAGAUAAAGAUGUUGGGAAGGAGGUUGAUUUCCUUUCUGAAAAGGUCUCCAGCAUCCCCAGUUUCCAGUUCUGUAAAGUCUGGGGAGGAAGGAGAGGGCAAGGGCUUUGGACGUAAGGCAGUGUCUUUCGUCUUGCUUACUCUUUCAGGUGGUGUUGCCUUGAGUGCUCUUGAUGACCUUACUAUUUAUUAUGGCUGUACAAGCAAGGCCAUGGAAAAAGCCAGCAAGAAUCAGAUUCUCAUAGAUGCUAUUGGAGAACCUAUUGUUAGAGGUCCAUGGUACAAUGCAUCACUUGCAGUGGCUCAUAAGAGGCAUUCUGUAUCUUGCACGUUUCCUGUGUCUGGACCACAAGGCACUGGAAUCUUCCAGUUGAAGGCAGUUCGUAAUGGAGAUGACACCUGGUAUUCAUUUUUGCGGUCUCGUGACUGGGAGAUUCUAAUCAUGGAAGCCCUUCUCCAUGUCCCUGCGAAUGAAGAAAAACAACAAACUUUUCGGAUUAGUCUCUUGGACAACCUUUCUACUCCAGCUCCUAAGGCCUGCACUGAUUGCCAGGCUCAAAGAUCGGAGGCUCCUGAGAAGAAAUGAAAUUCCAUUCCAUCAGAAUUCAAGAAUGUUUCCCUUCUUUGCCUUUUGCUAUUCAAUGCAAGGCCUGAUUCUUUCAAAUCCAUUAUAAACUGAUUGGGGAGAACCUUCCCAGUUGAUGUGUUCAUCUGAAUAAAUUGUGACACAUUUUGUAAUGUUUUUAAAGUAGAGGAGUAAUUCUAUGAUCGGGAGCAA
Molecule: messenger RNA, 813 nt
Organism: Vitis riparia (riverbank grape)
Lineage: Eukaryota; Viridiplantae; Streptophyta; Magnoliopsida; Vitales; Vitaceae
Exons: 4
Coding region: 46-621 (191 amino acids)
Source: RefSeq, a predicted model, not a curated record